Molecule: messenger RNA, 2189 nt
Organism: Chara braunii
Lineage: Eukaryota; Viridiplantae; Streptophyta; Charophyceae; Charales; Characeae
Source: the annotation of a GenBank genome assembly
GCAUGGGUGAUGGCGCGCAGUGAAACUUGGUGGGUGGGGAAGCGCAGAGAGAAAUCCGGCGGCUUGGAUGCGCAGUUUGGCGCGCAGUAGCACUGCGAGAGGCAGAGAGGAAGGAAGGCAUGAUAGAGAGGGGAUGACGUGGCUCUGUCUCAGGAGGGCUCCUACACAACGACAGCGAUGGCGGCCUCCUCUCUCCGUAAGUGGCUGGGAAAAAUUCCAUUCAAAUCAAGACUGUUCCCCGGACUCGAUCAGCGCCGACUGCAGCAUGAAAUAGAUGUGCACAAGCUGUUCCUACUAACUAGCUACCAUCGGCUUGGAACGCCAGUAUCCAGUAAUGCUAUACAAGAGAUAGAACGCCUCUCGAUGAAACUGCCGUUUGACGAGCAGGUAGAGAAAGUCCAAGAAAAUGUGCAUAUUCAGGUCAUGGACAUUGCGAGGACAAUUCACCGUGCCAUUGCGGCAGUGCAUGGAGCCGGCGACGGAUCUACGGAUGGGCUGCUUGAGAAUGACCGUACUCGGGGACCAGUGCAAAACGGUGGAAGGACGGAGAACUUCUCCUCGCCUGAUGAGCUGAGCAAUGGGAAGGAAAGGGGAGAAAAACGACGGACCGGGCUAGCACUGGCUGUGGGUGGAGACAUCGACACAGUGCCGAGUUGGAAACGAAGGCAAGUGCUUGGAUCAAUUUCGAUAGAUGCGUCCGGAGCUGCUUUGAGAGAGAAUCACGGUUUCACGCUUUUCACAGCGAAAUCUGAGAUAAAGCACCCUGAUGCAGGGCGGGGGCUGUUCGUUAGGGGAAGGGCGAAGCCUGGUGCCGUUGUCGCAUUUUUCCCAGGGGUUGCUUAUACUCCUCCUCAGUAUCGGCUCAUUGAAGGCUACCCGGACGUCGUUGCUGGGAAUCCAUACUUGAUCGGGCGUUACGACGGAGUGAUCGUUAACGCUAAGCCAUGGGGGCAAGGCACAAAAGGCAGGCAGAGGUGGACUGCCGCUGCUGGCGGCGGGUUUGCAUGGCAGGACGUAGGAGAAGAGCUGGCGGUUUCAGACGCCGCGGCAGGCGGUCAUGCGAUCAAUGCAACCGCCGCCGCUGCCGCAGCAGCUUCUUCCUCACCCCUUCCCCUCAUGGCCGUCGUUGACAGGGGCCACCCCCUUGCGCUGGGUCAUUUUGCAAAUCACCCUCCGAGCGGAAUGGCUCCGAAUGUCAUGGCUCUUGGAUAUGAUUUCGUCAUAAAGCGGGAUGGGGAGGAGAAGCUACUUCGACAGUUCAUACCCAAUAUCAACUGCGACGAUGAGGUGGAGUACAUCGCCGCCGAGCAGGGCGUCGGUCAGAAAGGUGGCAAUGACUACAAAGUGUCACGGAAUCGUGUGAAAGGUGUGCAGCAGGUAAGGUCGGUAGUUUUCGUUGCGCUGAGGGAAGUAGAGGACGAAGAGUUGUUGCGGAACUAUAGAUUGAACCCCAAGUUAGAACGCCCGGAGUGGUACUGCCCCGUUGAUGAGGAGGAGGAGAGAAGGAGGUGGUCUGAGUGAGACUGUGCGAGAUGUGCAUGCAUUGCUACGGCAUGCUGGGCGAGACGGGGACGACGAGGAGCGGAAGUGGAUGCGGCGAAACGACUUUUUUUUUCCUGUAGAGAAGUGAAUUGGUGAAAGACGAGUUGGCUUGUUGAUCCUGCGAGUAAGAUGGCAACCGGAUGUGCGGAACGACUUUCUCGUCGAUCUCAACCCGCGCCAAGUCUCGCAAUUUUUUAUUUUUUUGCGUGUAAAUCUUCUGAUAUGCAUCGACGGGCACAGCGACGUUUUCCAGAAACACGUCCCCCGUGCCCUCCUAUGCUGUCCUACAAUCUUCUCCCGAACACAAGGCACCCCCGUCGUGACUGUACAGAACCGGAAAGAUAGCUUGUAUACAUUCACGAUGAGGGUGCGCUGUGUUCAGGAGGGGACGGUAGUAUAAUCUCUGGCAGUUGACAUAUGAUCCACUGGAGCAAAAUCUUGGCAGCAAGCCCAGGCAAGCAGGAAGGAAGACAGGCCCAAUGCGGCUGCAGCCUGGUCUCGUACAUGGGCCCUUUCAGACAAGUUGCAGAGAUCUUCGAGAUAGAGGAAAAGUACUUUGGGCAUGCAGGAGGGGGGAAAGCAGCCAGCCUGUGAGGCCCAGAACAACAGGCGAGAUGCUUCAAACAGUGUUGCGCGGCCAAGGAACG